CCGACCACAAUAAAAUACACAAAUCCAAUUUAAAUUGACCAUUUCUGCCGUAUUCAAUUAUUUAAAUCUCUUUAUCGUUCAUAGGUCUCCUUAAACUGGUUAUGAGUGUAUUACAUUGCCAUUCGAUUGUAACCCUUAUUACUUAACAAUGAUGAGCGAAGUCGGAUUAUAUUGAAACUCGAAGGUAUCAUUCGGUUGUGUCAUUCAAUUCAGAUACUUGCGCGGAUAGGACGCGUUUUGAAUCCUACAGAGAAAUGUUUGUUUUUUGUUAUCAAACAAUGUGUAUACUAAGAUAGUGUUAUUAAAAUAUCGUUUGUUCAAGAUUAAUUUAAUUGUGAUUGAACAUUGACUCAUUGGAAGUAUUUGUGAUCAAAUCGAAUAAACUCAAUAAGGUUAUUGUGACGGUAGAUUUAUAACCUAAAAAAAUAUGGAGCCAACAACAGCAAAAGUGAUAUCAAUGUUGGCGCUAGGAUUUGGAAGCUUCUUCAGCGGAGUGGUGCCAGCCUGUUUCUCAGAGGGAGCGAGACAACGGCAUCCUCUUCUCCUCUCAUGUCUCCUUUGCUUCGGAGGCGGAGUUCUUCUCUCCACCUCUCUUGUCCACAUGAUGCCAGAAGCAAGGGAAAAGCUGCCGAAAUACACAGAACUUAUGGUCUGCAUUGGAUUUUUCAUAGUCUACUUCGUUGACGAACUAGUACAUCUUUUUCACGGAGAGAGACAAGUCCAUGAGGAAAUUCAAAGGUACGGGAGUGUGGAGGAUACUGCACUACUCGUGAGGAAUGCGGAGAUCCGGGAGCGAUGCGCGGGGGACGUCGGGGACUCCAGGAUGUGCCAUGUCAGUCAUACUGAGCCAUGCAGUAAGAGUUCUUCGGGCAUUAUUGGAUUGCUGGUUGCGCUGUUCGUGCACAGUUUGCUUGAGGGAUUAGCGAUUGGAUUGCAGGAGAGUUCCACUAAGGUGUUUCUGCUACUAAGCGCUGUCGCCUCGCACAAGUUCGUGGUGGGUUUCUGCCUCGGCGCCGAGCUGUGCGCCAGCCUUCCACAGCGGUUGUGCGCGCACAUCGUCUGCAUCACGCUGUUCAGUGCGGGCUCUGUGGCCGGCAUCGCGGCGGGCGCUGGUCUAGAAACUAUCGACACGCUAAAGAAUUCUAUAGCUGUACCUAUUAUGCAGGCGCUAGCGGCUGGUACGCUGUUGUACGUGACAGUAAGCGAGGUGCUUCCUCGAGAGAGAGCUCGCUGGCACGAACGCAAACGUAGUGCUGGAAUCGCACAGUUUGUUGCUGUUGUUAUCGGAUUUGGAUUUAUGUAUUUGUGUACAAUGUAUCUGGAUUAUGACGCUUAGAAACCACUGGUAUUGAUAGUUUUUAAGUAUAAGUACUUAAAUUUAAGUGUAUCUUUGUGACUCAGUAGUGUAAGUAUAAUAUAACGCCUAAAGGUUAUAACGACAAUAAAAGAUUUUUUUGCUA
Molecule: messenger RNA, 1460 nt
Organism: Manduca sexta (tobacco hornworm)
Lineage: Eukaryota; Metazoa; Arthropoda; Insecta; Lepidoptera; Sphingidae
Gene: Zip88E
Product: zinc transporter ZIP3
Exons: 4
Coding region: 428-1336 (302 amino acids)
Biological process (GO): zinc ion transmembrane transport
Cellular component (GO): plasma membrane
Molecular function (GO): zinc ion transmembrane transporter activity
Source: RefSeq, a predicted model, not a curated record